AACUCUUCUUAAAAAGACAAAAGUAUGAACUAAUUUUUUAUUGUCAAAUAAAUAUGAAAACGCGUAGUAAAAAACAAAACUUUGAUAGUAAAAUUGAACGAAAAUUCGACCUUUCGAAAUUUCGACCACGGCGAAUUCCUAAACAGGUUUUAGCCCGAACUCUUGAAAUUGUUAAUGAUCCAAAUGAUGAGUUUUGGUUAAACAAAAACGCAUCAUGUGCGCCACCAAUUACAGAAAUAUUUAAAAGCGGCGUGAAGCAUUCGGAUACCUACAAAAAAUUGGACUUGGCCCGAAAAUGUUUGUUGACACGAGACUGGGAAAACUUGGCCAAGUUGUUAACAUCAAAUUUGGUGGGCGACACACUUCUUCAGAAAGCUGCAUAUCCAGUAUUUUCGGAAUACGCUUCCAUUCUUUUAACAUUGAAGGAUCCCGAACUUUUACAGAAACUACAAGCGACAAUGGCACCAUCUGCUGCACAUAGUAAUAAUAAUGGCAACAAAAGUAUAAGAACGGAACCCAAUCCCCCAAAGAAUGUUUAAAAAUAAGAAUAUAACUUAUAGAAUAGAUUUUGAGUAUCUUAAAUUACCACUUCUGAAGGAAAAACAGCAUUAUGCACUGUUUAGAUACAUGUAAGCAGGCAGCCGUUUUUUAGUUUUCUUUAAAAAUAAGCCAUUUUAGAACAAUUAUAUUAUAAGAAAAUACUACAUAAACAUAUUGACAUGAACAAUUUCACCGAUGUUAAACUAAAUUUUAUCUUAAUUGUUAACCUGAAUUUUAUUCUAUUAUAUACAUUUGAUCAGUGACAUUAAUCUGACAGUUCCGUGGGCAACUUCAAAUUUUAUCAUUUGUAUAAUCAAUAAUAAUCAUUCCCAGUUAACAUAUUUUUCAAAUUGAUUUCUCCCAGAUCAGUUCUUCUGCAUUUUCGCUUCUGUUAUCCAUUUUAUGGUACGCAGUCCGAGAAUGCCUCUCAACAGUUUUCAUAGCCAAGAAGCCGUCUGGACAAAUCAAGAUUACAUACCCAAACAUAAAUAUUUAUAUACAUUAUGUCAGGGUCAGACUAUCCUCACCCAAUGUCGGUCACAACCCGUAAUAAACAAAGUAAAUGACAACAUUA
This is a messenger RNA of Drosophila innubila, 1114 nucleotides long. RefSeq lists its product as uncharacterized. The transcript is spliced from 2 exons. NCBI's taxonomy places the organism in Eukaryota, Metazoa, Arthropoda, Insecta, Diptera, Drosophilidae. The coding region runs from base 54 to 539 and encodes 161 amino acids. The record is from RefSeq and is a predicted model, not a curated record.